AUGGAUACUCCUUCUAAAGAAGAUAUAGUAGGGGUCUCCAAUGAUGCAUGUAACACACAGAAUAUGUCACUGGACUGUGAUGUUAUCAAAGUUGAUUUAAAUUUGUCACUGGACUGUGAUGUUAUCAAAGUUGAUUUUGGUGACCAACUUGGAACUACAAUUCCUAGUGCUAAGGAUGACCAAGUUAUUUUUGACGAUGUUAUUCAAAGCGAGAAUCUAAAUAAAAUUCAAGAAUUGUCUAUUAAAGUGGACAAUGUCCUCUCUAGCAUAGAGUCAAUGAGAGUUGUAAACAUUGCUCGGGACGUAAUAAUUGAUAAAAUCCUUGAAUCUGUAAGCCGCAUUGAGACAAUGAUAUCACAACUCAGUCUGAACAAUGAUUCCGAGACUCCGACCAAGCUCUCUGUACAAAACACACAUCCGAUCUCAAGAUUGAAGGCUAAGAGUUCAGCUAUUGAUAUUCAUACGGCUAUAUCAGACGAUGAGGAUGAUCUUACUGUACUGGAUCAUAUGUCUUUCACCCAUGAUGAUCCGUUCCACAUCAAGAUCAAUAUGGACAAACCAGUAUCUCCAUCUAUAAGAUCCGCACCAAAAAAGAAAAAUAUGUCAAAGGGUAAGAGCAUUAUGGAGACGCAGAAAAAAUUACCGUUCACUCACCCAGGCGGAAUUAGAAAGCCAAAGAUUGAGCCCAAAUCAGUCAAUAAAUCGAAGGCGUCUUAUGCACUGAGCCAACCCACAAAAGACUAUAGAAGAGCUGUUUAUUUCUUUUCCAUUACUAGCUCAAUGCAGUGUCAGUUUAUGCCAACUCCAACCAUGCGUCUUUUGGAAGAUCAGAUAAAGGCCUGUGCAUAUAUAUUUUCAGCAUCGCUAGAUCCAUCUGAAGAACUUGUCGUAACAAAUACAAUCAGAGCAACUAGAUCAGACUUUGCACAUUUCAUACCUGACAGACCCAUUACUGAUAAGAUUCUUGAAUUAGCGGCAUUGAAAUGCACUGAUGAUCAAUCUGAUGUAAGUUUCAAGACAACAUGGCAACUUCCACCGAGAUUUGUGGUGGAUGUCUUCAACAAGAAAGAUUUAAAGAAGAAGAUGGAAGACUACAUUUAUAAAUUUAUGCAACCUACUGCUGAUUUAAAAUUUAUAUACGUUCCUAUUCAAGAGGAUGACCACUGGUAUCUAAUGGUAAUAUCGGUUUGCGAGCAUACAAUUUAUCACAUGGACACCCAUUUUAAUGAUGACAGAAUUUGCUAUCGUGAAUGUGUUAUAAAGACACUAGCACACGUACUGGAGCAAGUCAUCACGUCGAAUUUUUACAAGGAUGAUGGCAUUCAAGAGUAUAAUAAACAAUUUCAUGACUACAAAAUUGAAAGACCAGAAGAUAUACCUCAAUGUUCCUCAAGCUUGAACUCUGCAACUUGGGUGAUGAAGUGGAUGGAUAUGACUUAUGAAUUUAAGCCAUAUGGUAACAAUAAGCUCGAUGAUCACGAUAUUCGCAUGAUAACCGCGGUGCAUAUACUCCGGAGUCGGAUCAACCAUAAGAAGCCACAGAUUAUAGCAUCGGUCGAGGAGUUUUGGAAUAUGCACAGUUCUUAUAAUUAA
Molecule: messenger RNA, 1593 nt
Organism: Arachis duranensis
Lineage: Eukaryota; Viridiplantae; Streptophyta; Magnoliopsida; Fabales; Fabaceae
Exons: 11
Coding region: 1-1593 (530 amino acids)
Biological process (GO): proteolysis
Molecular function (GO): cysteine-type peptidase activity
Source: RefSeq, a predicted model, not a curated record